AUGGCUGCAGAGAUGCGAGUGCCAAUUAUAGAGAAAACUGGCAAGUAUUUGGGAAUUCCUUCUGACUGGGGUGAGUCAAAGAAGCAAAUGUUUGCGUGGAUUAUGGCGAGAGUCAAUAUGAAGCUAGAAGGCUGGAAAGAAAAGUUGAUAUCUAAAGCAGGGAAAGAAAUCCUCAUUAAAGCAGUGGUUCAAGCUCUCCCACAGUACGCUAUGUCCAUCUUUAAAGUUCCUAUCUCCAUUUGUCGUGCUAUUGAACAGAAAAUUGCUGCUUUUUGGUGGAGAAAUGGGGCAAGCAAAUCAGGAUUGCAUUGGAGAAACUGGAAUGUACUAAAACUUAGAAAGGAUAAUGGAGGAUUGGGCUUUAGAGACCUUAUCACCUUUAAUAAGGCUAUGUUGGGAAAACAAGCCUGGAGAAUGACUCAGAACCCAACAUCUUUGUGGAGUCAGGUACUUAAAGGACUCUACUUCCCUCAUUGUGAUUUCAGACAUGCUGGUAAGGGGAUACGACCAUCUUGGGGCUGGCAAAGCCUCCUAAUGGGCAGAGAUGCUAUUCUUCCCUCUAUUAUGUGGUCAGUUUGGAAAUGGGGAAAAGAUUAG
Messenger RNA from Syzygium oleosum, 597 nucleotides. RefSeq lists its product as uncharacterized. NCBI's taxonomy places the organism in Eukaryota, Viridiplantae, Streptophyta, Magnoliopsida, Myrtales, Myrtaceae. The record is from RefSeq and is a predicted model, not a curated record. The coding region runs from base 1 to 597 and encodes 198 amino acids. The transcript has a single exon.